This is a messenger RNA of Hydra vulgaris (swiftwater hydra), 2883 nucleotides long. Its product is annotated as extracellular calcium-sensing receptor. The record is from RefSeq and is a predicted model, not a curated record. Gene Ontology annotation, cellular component: plasma membrane. Gene Ontology annotation, molecular function: adenylate cyclase inhibiting G protein-coupled glutamate receptor activity. Gene Ontology annotation, biological process: regulation of synaptic transmission, glutamatergic; G protein-coupled glutamate receptor signaling pathway. Lineage: Eukaryota; Metazoa; Cnidaria; Hydrozoa; Anthoathecata; Hydridae.
UUUGGUAUACAAAAAUUACUUUUGAUAAAUGUAUUGGGAGUUGGCUUUAGAAUUUUUUUUUAUGUUUGUUGGUUUUGCUUUAAGUAAAUUGUGCAUGGAAACAAAAGUAGAAAGUGGUAUAAAAGGCCAGUUUUUAAUACCAGGCUUAUUUCCAUUAAGAUGCUCCUCGUUGGAUGAUAUUGACAUGAGAACUGUUGCAUGGAUAGAAGCCUUAAAAUAUACAGUUGAAGAAGAAAACAAGAGACAAAACAAAAGUUUGUUUGAUUAUGUAAUUUAUGACACUUACGAUUCCACAAACUUUGAUAAAACGUCGUUUGCUAUACUAGACACUUUAAUGUUUUCCCCCAACAAUAAAAUUGCAACUUGUGCAUGCGAUGACUUUGUUCAACAAAACAAUAUAUUAGGGUUUUUAGGUCCAUCCGAAUCAGCUAACUGUAUAUACGCUCUCGCACUAGCAAUGCCUUAUACAAAUUUUCCGAUUAUUAGUUAUUCUGCAACAAGCGUGGAUUUAGAUAAUAGAAUUUUAUAUCCAAACUUUUUUCGUACGGUUCCCCCUGACAACUACCAAGCAUUAUUUAUUAUAGAUAUUUUAAAAAAAUUUCAUUGGACAUAUGUGGCCGUAAUAGCAAUAGAUAGCUCAUACGGCAGGGCAGGAAUUGAACAACUUGUAAAAGUUGUUGAGAAUGAUGUAUCUGGUGAUAGAAUUUGCUUUGCUUUUACAGCAAUACUGCCUCAAGUUUAUAAUCCAAGUAAAUAUUCAACUGUGGUAAAAAAUUUGAUAAAAGAAAUUGCAGCAAAUGUCAUAGUGGUUAUUGGAACAUUUAAUCUUGUACAAAACAUAUUAAAAGAAACGCAUAGUCAAAAUUUAACUAGGCGAACGUGGCUAUUAAGUGAGGCUACUGGUAAAAACACUUGGUUUUUUGAUUACAACAAUCAUGUUGGGAAUAAUUUUCUUUUUAUAGUCCAGACUGAAGGGGCUGAUGAUUUAUUUCAAAAAUAUUUUUUUGGUUUAACCUAUCAAAAUUCAAGUCCAUGGUUAAAGGCAGUAUUCGAAAAAUAUGGGGUUAACGAAAGUACGAAUAACUUUUCUACAAAUAACAUAUCACAAGUAUUUGACCUCAGUAUGGUUUCAUUUGUUCAAGAUGCUGUAAAGGUUUUAAUUGAAGCUUUUUAUCUCUAUCAAAAAACAUUUUCCACUAACAUCACGCAAAAAAUUUAUAAUAGAACAAAGUUCAAUGAGCAAAUCAAAAAAGUAAAUUUUCAUGUUUUGAAUAAUUCUAAAACCUUCAGCUUUAAUUCAAAUCAAAAUCCUGAGUCAGCUUAUUUUGAACUCUAUACUUUAAGCAAUUCUACGUUUGUGAAUAUUGCAUUAUGGUCAAAUAAUCUUAGUUUAAUGUUUUUAAAAAAUAACACGGAAUUAAAUACUAUAAAAUCAACAUGCUCAACACCUUGUCUUGCGGGAGAAAGAAAACUAGUAAGUUCAGUCAGUUCACUAAAACUAUGUUGUUGGACUUGUCUUUUGUGUCCGGAUAAUUCAGUAACUAAAUCCUCAAAUGAUCAAAAUUGUACGGUAUGCGAUGAAAGUAUUGAUGAAUACCCAAAUGAAAAAAAAGAUGACUGUAUUAAACGCAAACGCUUAUAUUGGAAUUUAAGUAACAGUCCACAUUUACCGCAUCAAGUUUUAACUUUAAUAUUUUGCAGUAUUGGCGCUAUAUUAAGUGCAAUUUUUAUUUUCACAUUUGUUAUAAAAAAAAAGACUCCGAUCAUUCGAUCUUCAAAUUAUGAGUUGUCGUUAAUUCAGUUAUUUUUUCAUUUUAUUAUGUUUAUUCUCCCACUCUUAACAUUUCCAGAGGAGACAAGCAUAAAAUGUGCCGUUAGAAUAUAUUUAGGAAGUUUAUUGCACGUGGUUGUAAUUACAAUUAUAUUAGUAAAAGUUACUCGUAUUGUUACUGUUUUUAAUCUAGUUAAUCAUCGUAAACUGUCAACAAAAAAAACAUUUUAUAUUCGAUCUAAAAUUAUUUUAAUGCUCGUAUUCUUUCCUUGUUUAUUUAUUGUAUUGAUUUUCGUUGUACACAAAAGCAAAUAUGAAGUAUUUCUUGAAGAUGAUAAAAGAGUGCCUCUACAAAAAUAUUGCAAUGCGCACAGUUUCUGGUUAUUUCACUUAUGUUACGUGCUCCUUUUAUCUACCUUGUGUGGCUAUCAAACAUUUAAAAGUAAAAGUCUACCAUGGAAGUUCAACGAAACAAGCAAGAUAGCCUAUUCUUUGUUUUUCUCUAACAUAACUUUGUGCGCAUUGGUUGGACUUAACUACAGUAGUCUUGAUACAAACACAAGAAAAUUUACAAGCUGCAUCCUUAUGAGUGUUUCAAUGUUUUUUUUGAUGAUAAUCCUGUUUUUUAGUAAAAUUAAAGUUGUAUGGUUAAACCCAGAAAAGAAUUCCUUAUCUGAAUUCCGAAAAAGUUCUUUUAAAACUGUGUACUCAAACGAAUCUCUUCGUUCUGCAUCAUUAAAUCAAAACGAUUUUAUUCCCUCUAUAUCGUUCAAUCAAGAUGAACAUCUUUCCUCUGCAGUAUUAAAUCAAGACGAAUCUUUUCGUUCUAGAGUAAACCAAGAGGAAUCUCCUCAUUUUAUAGCACUAAAUCAAUUUACUAUUGAAAAUAUGUUAAAUAUUGAAGCUUGUUAAAUAUAGUUAAGAAAAGUGAAGUAAAUAUUGAAUAAUGGAAUCAAACAAAAUCUCCAUCGCAGAAAUAGAAAGCCCAAAUUUUUUACGAAUGUUAUACGGACGUCUGCGCCAUUUGGAAAAAAAAAAACAGGGUUUAUGAAUAUUUGAUAAACUCAUAUUAGUUAGUUUAAUUCAUUUCUUUUUCCAUUUUUGCUUGUUGU